UAUCAGACUGGCGCGAGACUUCCUUCCUGCCCAAACUUGACGUCACGAAGCGGAAGAGUUUCCACUUGUUUUCAUGCUAAUAUGGCAGCGCCGUCGGGCGGAGGCGAUACGGGCACUGGCAAUGACCAGAUAAUUGCCUUGGGAUCUGUACUUCUCAAUAACUUCGUCUAUGAACGAGUUCGUCGUUAUGGGGACAGCGAAGCUGAAGUAACCCGAAGUCAGCUGGGUGGUGUUGAGCUGUGCGACCCCAACCAUAAACGUCUAGGGCAGUGCUUACAGCAGAUUGGAGAUGAGCUGGAUGGAAAUGUGCAGCUGCAAAGUAUGGUAAAUGACCCUGCUCUUCAGCCAACCCAAGAAGUCUUCAUGAAAGUGGCCCGAGAGAUCUUCUCUGAUGGGAAGUUCAACUGGGGCAGAGUGGUGGCGCUUUUCUACUUUGCGUGUCGGCUUGUCAUCAAGGCUAUUACAAACAAGAUUCGUGACAUCAUCAGAACCAUCAUAAGCUGGACUAUGUCCUACAUUCAGGAACACGUUAUUAACUGGAUCAGGGAACAGGGUGGAUGGGAGGGAAUCCGCUCCUAUUUCGGGACCCCGACAUGGCAGACUAUCGGCGUAUUCCUGGCUGGGGUACUCACCACGGUGGUGGUGAUCCGCAAAAUGUGAAAAGACUGACAGGAGGGUGGAGAGCAAGAGAAGAGAGAGUUGAGACCAUGAACAGAGCGUGAAACAGACCAGCAAAGAAGAACAGAAAGAUGAGGAGGAAGAGAAAGGGAUUUGUAGUAGAGAAAUCGGCCUCAACUCAAAGAGCGAGAGGAGGAGAAAAGAGUGAGAGUCAAGCAUGAUGCAGCUGUCCCAAGCCACUCUUGUUACUGCUACGCCUGUGCUCUUUCUCAUCUACAGCUUUAAACCUUGACAACAUUUGCACUGAAAUCAGAGAUUAAUGCAUCAGAGUUCAGGUUUAGGCUUGAUUUUAGCUAUUUAUUUUUAGUUUGGGCUUAUGAGUGCCUAGGUUAUAUAAAAGACUGGAUUGGUAUUUGAUUUAAUUUAUAGACAUUGUCUCAAUGCAGAAAUUCUAAGUUAGGAGUCUCAUAUUCUCAUUUUUUAUUUUUGGUCGUAAAUUGUGCACAAUGACAGUCAAAAUUGCAUUUGGUAACAGUUAGCUUAUAAUAGCUUAUAAAUGGAAAUAUUAUUAUUAUUAUUAUAUAUUAUUUUUAUUAUAUUAUUUAAGUCAUCUGAAUGAGUAGGAAUGGGCUCAGAAUUUCUCCUCUUCCUAAUUCCUCCUCGCCUUUCUGUGUUGAGUGUCUCCUGUAGUUCAUCAGAAUAGGGGCUACGAAAUGUCUGUGAAGAUGAUUGUACUUGAAAGUACAUGUUUAGCCUCUUUAGAGUUCAUGAAAUGUUUGUGCAGGCAACCAAUCAGCACUGUGGUUGCGGUAUGUGGGAUUGUCUUAGUCAGCCAGGCCCUCCUGCUGUAGGACAGGGAUGGACAAUUCUAGUGACUCUUAAACACAUUAAACGUCUCGGAGCCAUGAUGAUCGUGGUUUUUUACAGAACCAAAUAUUUUCCUUUUAGAAUAGUGGAGGACCUGUCUGACAAUCUAAUGACCUCAGAUGCAGGUGCAGAUUUGUUCCACAUAUGGGGACUUUGACGAAAAGCAGUUCGUUUGUCUUCAGCUGGUGCAAACAUUCGGUCUUGCAGGACUUCUAGGCCGAUUAGUUGAGCUUCUCCCCUCAGUUUUCUCAGUACUGUAUUUUUACGAUGGUUAGCCAGACCCACUAUCCGAAAUUUAUAUGCAUUUGUUAUAUAUAUAUACACACACACACGUUUUUUGGCUUUUGGUUGUUUGGGUACAAUUUCAUACUUUUUUUAUUUUUGAUUCUUUCGUUGACAGUGCCUUGGGCUUUUUAUGAUACUAGCCACCACUUUUUCAUCUUUUUCUACAUCUUUGAGCACCCUAAGGCAGUCUGUCUGCUGUGUGAGUUUGUUUUGUAAGAUGUCAAAUGAAACAAUAAAUUGUUUUUAUGGAUUUCAAUAUAAA
Cyprinus carpio (common carp) is the source of this 2032-nucleotide messenger RNA. Its product is annotated as apoptosis regulator BAX. Gene Ontology annotation, biological process: release of cytochrome c from mitochondria; extrinsic apoptotic signaling pathway in absence of ligand; positive regulation of apoptotic process. Lineage: Eukaryota; Metazoa; Chordata; Actinopteri; Cypriniformes; Cyprinidae. Gene Ontology annotation, molecular function: protein homodimerization activity; protein heterodimerization activity; channel activity. The record is from RefSeq and is a predicted model, not a curated record. Gene Ontology annotation, cellular component: mitochondrial outer membrane.